GUGAGUCGGUUGUUAGUUUGCGAGUUGAAUGUGCGGUCGGAAUUCUCUUAGCGGUUUUCUUCUUGCUAUGUGCGUUACGUAAGCCUACUCUCUCUUUCUAGCGAGUGAGGUACCGUGAGGUUUGAAAGGUAUAUUGUGUGUGCGCGAAAACGAGAAGUACUGUGCCGGAAAAAAAUCGGUGGUGGAGCGCUAGUGUUCUUUUUAUAUCGUGCACGGAAGAAUAAAAAAUUGAAACUCGUUUUCUUCAUCGACAAAAAUAAAUUGUAACAGUUACAAUAAAUCAUCGACGGAGGAAUCGUAUCUGAAGUUGGUUCGCUCGAAAAGAAUAGCACCUGGCGAAACGAUCGUGUGGAACAAAUCGGAUUUCAAACUUCGCAAUAACUACGAUGCUGAAGAACGCGGUAGCUCUGGUGACUGGUGGCGCAUCCGGUCUGGGACGUGCAACAGUGGAACGCUUCGCCCGGACUGGAAGUAAGGUGCUGCUCUGUGAUUUGCCUACCUCUAAAGGCAACGAAGUUGCUAAAGAACUAGGAGACAAUGUAGUCUACGUGCCGGUUGAUGUUCUCUCGGAGCAGGAUGUAACAAGCGCCGUGGAGUUGGUGAAGAGCAAAUUCGGUCGGUUGGAUGUGGCUGUAAACUGUGCCGGUGUGGCCGUUGCCAUCAAGACGUACAACUUCAACAAAAAAGUGCCUCACAAGUUGGAAGAUUUCCAGCGAGUGCUGCUGGUCAACACAGCCGGAACGUUCAACGUGAUUCGUUUGUCAGCCGGCCUAAUCGGUGAGAAUGAACCGAACAAGGAUGGACAACGUGGUGUGAUUGUUAAUACGGCCUCGGUGGCAGCGUUCGAUGGCCAAAUCGGUCAAGCGGCGUAUGCUGCCUCGAAAGCUGCUGUCGUCGGAAUGACGCUGCCGAUUGCUCGAGACUUAAGUACGCAGGGAAUUCGUAUCUGUACGAUUGCACCAGGAUUGUUCAACACACCGAUGCUGCAGGCUCUGCCGGAGAAAGUGCGUGCGUUCCUGGCGAAAACUGUUCCAUUUCCGCAGCGUCUCGGUGAUCCAUCUGAGUACGCUCAGCUGGUGGAAUCGAUCGUCGAAAAUCCGCUACUUAACGGUGAGGUUAUCCGGCUGGAUGGCGCUCUGCGUAUGAUGCCUUAGAGAGAGCUGCGAAAUAGCAUGUAUUUUUAUCUACGAAACGCAAUAAGACCGAAAACCAGAUGCAUUUAUUAGGAACUAGUUGACGAGAAAUCGGUCGUAUGACGAUCAUUGCCUGUUGGUGUGCCAAACAGUGCAUUGUUAUUAGUUUUUUUAACAUCUUGUAGCAGGUGUGGUUUGGAAUAAAGUUACAUU
Molecule: messenger RNA, 1346 nt
Organism: Sabethes cyaneus
Lineage: Eukaryota; Metazoa; Arthropoda; Insecta; Diptera; Culicidae
Product: 3-hydroxyacyl-CoA dehydrogenase type-2-like
Exons: 3
Coding region: 387-1154 (255 amino acids)
Biological process (GO): fatty acid metabolic process; estrogen metabolic process; androgen metabolic process
Cellular component (GO): mitochondrion
Molecular function (GO): estradiol 17-beta-dehydrogenase [NAD(P)+] activity
Source: RefSeq, a predicted model, not a curated record